AUGGCGUGUCGGCAACUGUCUUUCGUGACCCCGCAACUUAUUUACCUUUUUUCCACGAUCUUUCCUCUCGCUGCACUCUGUGUCGACGUGCUCCAAUUCGUAGAUCCUCUUAUUGGUAGCACUAACGGCGGAAACGUAUUCGCAGGUGCCACAAGGCCAUACGCUUUGGCAAAGCCUGUCGCGGAUGUGGAUGGACAGAAUACCGGGGGGUUCGCAACCGAUGGCUCAAGUAUCACGGGCUUCUCAGCAGUUCAUGACAGCGGCACGGGCGGGAACCCUAGCCUAGGAAACUUUCCUUUAUUCCCCCAGAUAUGUCCUGGGGGUGACGUGAAUAAUUGUAACUUCCUCAUAAGUGAGAGAGCCACUCACUACAUAGAGGAAUCGGUGGUUGCUCGACCGGGCUACUUCGGGGUGGAAUUAGUCUCGGGGAUAAAGGCCACAAUGACCUCUAGCGAUCACGCUGCAUUAUAUAAGUUCGAAUUUCCGACGGGGGACGAUCAGUAUCCCUUAAUCCUACUCGAUUUGACGGACCUAUGGAAAAGCCGCCAAAAUGCAUCAGUUAGCGUAGAUGCCGAAAGCGGGCGGCUGAAGGGAAAUGGCACGUUCCUCCCUAGUUUCGGACCUGGGUCGUACGUGAUGCACUUCUGCGUGGACUUCUUUGGCGGCGAUGUCAUUGAAAACGGGGUAUGGGUCAAUAAUCGAGCAGGCACGGAUCCGAAAGAACUUUUCGUCACUCGUGGUUUCAACCUCUUCUAUUUAGAAGCCGGAGGGUGGGUUGGAUUCGGCAAGCUGGCUAACAAUACCUUAACCGCUAGAAUGGGAAUAAGUUUCGUAAAUGCCGAUCAGGCUUGCCGGCGGGCAGCAGAAGAAAUUCCCAGCCCGCUCAACGACUUCGACGGGCUCGUGGCCGACGCGGAAGAUGCAUGGCGAGAGAAGCUGAGUCCGAUAUCUGUUGAUGCUGGCGGUGCCAGUGAUGAAUUCCAAACUAGUUUCUGGAGCGGUCUGUAUCGCACUAUGAUCUCUCCCCAGAACUAUACCGACGAAAACCCGUACUGGAAUAGUGGGAUACCAUACUUCGACUCGUUCUAUUGCAUUUGGGAUUCGUUCCGCGUUCAGCAUCCGCUCCUCACCAUCCUUGAUCCACACGCGCAAAUUCAGAUGGUCAACUCGCUUUUAGAUAUUUAUAAGCACGAGGGCUGGCUACCCGAUUGUCACAUGUCACUCAGCAACGGCUGGACCCAGGGUGGCUCAAAUGCAGAUGUUGUGCUUGUCGAUGCUUACGUCAAAAAUCUUACAGGCAUCAGCUGGGACGUUGCGCUCGAGGCUAUCAUCCAGGACGCCGAAGUUGAACCAUUGGAAUGGGCAUAUCACGGCCGGGGUGGCCUACGAAGCUGGAAGGAUCUCCGAUAUAUUCCUUACCUGGAUUUUGAUCCGGUAGGAUUCGGUACUAACUCGCGCAGUAUUUCGAGGACGCUCGAAUACGCAUAUAAUGACUAUUGCCUCGCCACGUUAGCGCGAGGGCUCUGGAGAGAUGAUUUAUACGACAAAUAUGUUCUACGAAGUGCUAACUGGCAGUAUCUAUGGAAAUCAGACCAGCGCUCAGUUAUCGAUGGAAAUGAUACUGGAUUUACGGGCUUCGUGGAGCCAAAGUACCAAAAUGGCACUUGGGGAUUUCAAGACCCGAUUGCAUGUUCGGCGCUUGCAAGCUUUUGCUCGCUCACCACCAAUCCUAGUGAGACCUUUGAGGCUAGUAUUUGGCAAUACCAGUUCCUUGUCCCACAUUCGAUGUCUGUCUUAAUCCAGCUGAUGGGGACCGAAGAGCCAUUUAUUCAGCGCCUCGACUUCUUUCACACGUCAGGACUAGCUGAUAUCUCCAACGAGCCGGUUUUCUCGACAGUGUAUUUGUAUCAUUAUGCCGGUCGUCCUGGGUUAUCCACAAAACGGCUACACACCUAUAUCCCGUCAGCAUUUAACACGUCUCACGGGGGACUCCCAGGAAAUGACGAUUCAGGUUCGAUGGGUGCAUUCGUCGUAUUUGGGAUGCUAGGCCUUUUCCCAAUAUCUGGGCAAGAUGUGUACCUCAUUUCGGCGCCAUUUUUUCAGGGAAUCAACAUAACGAGUCCUCUGACGGGGAGAACGGCACAGAUCAAAACCGUCGGAUUCGAUGCCGAAUACAAAAAUAUCUACAUACAGAACGUAACAGUAAAUGGCAAACCGUGGACUAAAUCUUGGAUCAGCCACUCCCUUUUUAACGAGGGGUGGACGAUGGAACUAGUGCUUGGAAGCCAGGAGUCUGAAUGGGGCACCAAACUAGAAGAUAGACCACCUAGUUGGGGUGGGGUGAUGGCAGCCAUGGGCGACAUCAGCAGCCCCGAUGAUGCUGAUACUCAGCGCGAGUUAGACAUCAUUAUGCACCAUAUCAACUUUGAUCAGGACCGCCCACCUCCUAUCCCUGGUCAAGAAUGGCGAAGCUACCCCGAAUUACCUACGAGUCGGGACCUUAACCCCGAUUGGGAUAAUCAGGAGCAACUGGCCGAGAUACGAAAUCUUCCGCCUAACACAUGGAAAGAGCCAUGGGAGAACAAGAAUACUUAUCUCGAGACGCAUUACCGUCUCCAGAGGGAAGAAAGUAUCACUAUGCUACGCCACUCGAUUAGAAAGCUAAAAGUUAAACCUUCCAUGAUGGAUGAUAGAGAGACAUGCAUCUACACUAAAGUUUUUGUCCGGGGCUACUUGAUGACCCGUCUUGGUCCUAUGUGCCAGGUCCAAUUCUCGACUGAGAGAUCUGGCAAGAAGAUCCGCUGGGGUCAGACCCGACGACUCACGGUUGGAACAUUGGUCGCCAUCUCGACCGCAAAAGAUCAUUUCAAGACGAUCUGUAUGCCCGCUAUCAUCUCAGAACACCGCAUUCGAGAUGGACUCGACCAAAAUCCACCAACAAUUUACUUUCAAUGGGCUAAUCUUAGCGAUGCCAUAAUGGAUCCGAACCAAGAACUAAUUAUGGUAGAGACACGUUAUGGUUAUUUUGAAGCUGUUCGUCAUAGCAUGGUUGGCCUACAGCACGUCGCUAACAACGAGACCCCGCUUGACAAGUACUUGGUCCAGGCAGACAAGAGUGAUCUCAUUGCAAAGUAUGUCGAAGACAAUCCUCUUCGGGAUAUUAGGUCACUCGUGCAUCACAUCCCAGAUUCCUCGUCAAUGACAGAGAGUGAGAAACACGCGAAGAUAGCCGAGGUUUGUGAGCCUCUUCGGAACUACUCUGUGCUCGAAGGCUUUGACGGCCAGCUUUCUCGGUAUACCAAUCUGGACAAUUCUCAGCUCAGCGCUGUGCAUCGCAUCCUCACUAAAGAGUUGGCUAUUGUCCAGGGUCCCCCUGGGACCGGGAAGACAUUCACUUCGGUGCAGGCUCUGCGGAUCCUUCUGGAAAGCCAAGAGAAAGGUAGCAAUGUAAUUAUUGUCGCGGCUCAGACGAACCAUGCUGUUGAUCAAAUUUUGCUCCAACUCAUUAAUGCCGACUUUAACGUCGUACGGCUUGGUGGACGCACUCAGAACGAGGAGAUCAAACGUUAUAGCAUGUACAACCUCCGGAAGCGCGCCAGGACACUAUUGAACCCACGAGUAGACAAAGAUUUCAAAACAUUCGAGUCGGCUCGUAAGAGGAACAUCGCCGAGUUGGAAAAUAUCAUCCACAAUGUCUUCCCCGAUAACUUGAUCGAUCCUAAUAUCUUGAGAUCUACAGGUAUCAUAUCGGAGAAUCAGCUCGAGUCUCUUCUUGCCGAACAGGAAUGGGCCGACACGUCAUCCUCACAAGACCAGCCACCCGGCUUGUUGGCGGAGUGGUUAGGAGAUCAAUUAGUGAAGGCGAAGCGGCAAGACGAGAAAGAUCCCGAAUUCGAAGCAUUCGAAGACCAUGAUAGUGUUGAUAUAGACGUGGAAGAUUACGAUAUGGAGCUCGACAACUGUGUUGAUGAUGAGUAUGAGAACACUGGCCGUAUAGAAGGCAGGUUUUUGCCAAUUGAGCAUCUAUGGACAGGUUUAAAUACUCACAAUUAUACCGAGGACGACCUUGUCGUCCGCAGAGAGCUUCGUAAGCCGAAUCUGUGGGACGUAGACGUUAAGCAUCGCGGUGCUGUCUAUCAGUUCUGGCAGAAGGAGCUACUGUUACGGCAUCGCCAAAAAUUCCGCGAUGUACUUGCCGACAACGCUCGAAUCACAAAGAAUCUCAAGAUCAACCGCUGGUACAAAGAUACACAAUGCAUCAAAUCGCGGAAGAUUGAGAUUAUAGGGUGCACUACCACGGGAUUAUGCAAGUAUCGUGGCUUGCUAGCUGCCCUCCGGCCGCGCACUAUGUUAAUCGAGGAGGCAGCUGAGACACGGGAGGCAAAUAUCCUUUCGGCAUUGUAUGAAUCGCUUCAGCAGCUUAUUUUAGUCGGCGAUCAUCAACAGCUGGCUCCGCAUAGCGACACGCCCGGCCUAGGGGGGCAUCCGUUUUAUAUACGUGUGUCCAUGUUUGAACGCCUCGUAUAUCUGAAUAUGCCAUUCACCUUUCUGAACAUGCAGCGGAGAAUGAUCCCGACAUUGCGUGAAAUAUUGAACCCAUUUUAUCCAGACCUUCAAGAUCAUCCCGUGGUGACCCAGGGCCAUGCUAGACCGCCCAUUCCUGGCAUGAUGUACCCUUCUUUCUUCUUCCAUCAUUAUUGGACCGAGGGCCAGGAUGAGAACUUGAGCAAGUUCAAUAUCCUAGAGGCCGAGAUGAUAAUCCACUUCAUAGACUAUCUACUCAUGAAUGGUAUAUCAGCAAGCCAAAUCACCGUUUUGACCUUCUACCGAGGUCAAAAGAAGAAAAUUAUCACUCAGUUCAAGAGCAAGAUGAAGCGAUGGGCGCCCUUUACGAACGUUUUCACGGUGGACUCGUACCAAGGAGAGGAAAACGACAUUGUUAUUUUGUCAUUAGUGAGAAGCAGGGGCAGUGACGGACCGCACCAAGCGGGUUUCCUCCAAGAUAAGAACCGUGGCGUUGUCUCAAUUAGUCGAGCUCGCCGCGGCUUUUACGUCUUUGGCAAUAUAGUUAAUCUGGCGUAUGCGAGCGAAACAUCAUGGGACAUGUGGGGAAAAGUAUAUGAAGUCUUUGUAGCGCAGGGUCGAUUUGGAGAUGAGUCUCGUUUUCCAAUCACAUGCCAGAAGCAUCACAGGACAACUUGGAUGUCUCACCCAGAAGACUGGGUUAACUGUCACGGCGGUUGCGAUCUGAAAUGUCCAGAUCGGCUUAGUUGUGGCCAUUUAUGCGGACGUCAAUGCCAUUGGGCAACCCAUGAUAAGCUGAUAUGUCAAGAACCAUGCGAACGAGUCCUCUUGUGUGGUCAUAGAUGUCAGCGGUUUUGUGGCGAUGGCUGUCUAUGUAGCUGUGCUGACUUCACUGGCGCUUAUCCUCACGAUGAGUUUUUACCUGAGGAUGGGACCCUCGGCGUGGAGGAACGAGGCGUGGAUUAUGAUAAAUCCCGUGUCGCACCGUUCAUAAGCCUGGACCAACGCCGCGAGAGUGCAGCAUUGGGUGGUAGAGGCAAUCUACCAGGUACUCGACGCCCCCUUGGCUCUAGACUAGGACUGGGGUAUGAGUGGGCCGCCUUCAAUGCUCAAAUGGAUGAUGAGAAGACAUCUAGAAAAGUUCUAGCGGGAUCAUCGCAUCCGCUCGCUGGCACUACAAUCCAAGAUAUCUUCAGGCCAGUAACGUUAGACGACUAUGGUGUGCGCAAUGUCGGGAAAAGUAUCAUUGCUAGGACUUCACCGUCACCUGAGAAGAACAGCAAUGGAGUCCUUACCUUCAAGGAUGGCGUAGAGACAGUUGUCCUCGGCACUAGUUCGUUGAACCUUGGUCAUGAUGGUAUCCCCAAUACACCGGCUAAAUACGGCUCAGCCAGAUCCCCAGCCCCGGGUGGCUUACAGCAACAUAACACCGACGUAGCACCAUCACAAUUGCAGGCGGGAGGGAUUGCAUUGGGUUCUCAUUCGCAACCUCGAGAAAGUUCGUGGCCCUCUAAUAUUACGACCGUGCCUGCGGGAUAUCGGGCUGACAAGCCGGAAUGGGAAUUACCCACACAUAGCGACACAACCUCCGUUACGAGGAAGAGCGACAACGAAGUGGAGGGCGAUACUGCGGUGGGGCUGAGUAGUGACGUUGGAGAGGAUGACCUAAUGACUUUCUAG
Molecule: messenger RNA, 6204 nt
Organism: Daldinia decipiens
Lineage: Eukaryota; Fungi; Ascomycota; Sordariomycetes; Xylariales; Hypoxylaceae
Product: glycosyl hydrolase family 92-domain-containing protein
Exons: 10
Coding region: 1-6204 (2067 amino acids)
Biological process (GO): glycoprotein catabolic process; protein deglycosylation; protein quality control for misfolded or incompletely synthesized proteins
Cellular component (GO): cytosol; nucleus
Molecular function (GO): peptide-N4-(N-acetyl-beta-glucosaminyl)asparagine amidase activity; carbohydrate binding; helicase activity
Source: RefSeq, a predicted model, not a curated record